Messenger RNA from Spinacia oleracea (spinach), 1405 nucleotides. RefSeq lists its product as uncharacterized. The transcript has a single exon. Bases 279 to 1043 code for a protein of 254 amino acids. Lineage: Eukaryota; Viridiplantae; Streptophyta; Magnoliopsida; Caryophyllales; Amaranthaceae. The record is from RefSeq and is a predicted model, not a curated record.
AAAAUCAAAUUAUUAGCCAAUAAUAAUCUUCACUUAUCUUUCUUUCACCAACCCUUUUAUCAAUCUAUAAAAAUCCCAAGUCUUCAUUUAUUUUGCAAAGUCCAAGUCUUCAUUUAUACUCUCCCAGAAAGCAAUCUUCUUGCUUCUUCCCAACUUGACACAUUUUCCAAGAGCAUUCAAAUACGUUUGAAAAAAACCCCUUGAAAUCUUUUCAAAAUCCUCUGGUUGUAGUUUAUAUAAUCCCCUGUUUUCUUCAACCUCCACAUAAAAACUAAAAAAUGGCUGUUGAUCUUUUCACAGAAAACCCUUCUAGUAGAGGAAUGAGUCCCAGGAUUUCAUUCUCCCAUGACCUUAAAAACUCAGAAAUUGUUCCGAUUGAACCUCAUAUCCCGUUAAAAUCAUCGCUUCUCGAUUACGACUUCGAUUUCUGCGUAACUCGACGGAGCGGUGAUCAAGAACCUACAUUAGCCGAUGAAUUAUUUGCAAAUGGGAUAAUUCUCCCAAUCCAAAUCAAGAAAAAGAUCAUACCCACAAUCCUAAAAUCAAAAUCCUUUUCCCCAUCUUCAUCUUCGUCGUCUUCGUCCCCGUAUUCGUCUUUCUUGCCGCCAUUGCGGCCGUCCUCUGUUCUCAGCAGCGGCGAAAGCGAGAAAGAAACAGAGGAGAAACAAGGGAACACCACCACCACCACCAACAACAACAAAUCAACGUUUUGGACGUUCAAGAGAAGCAAGAGUUUGAAUUGUGGGAGCAUUUAUAAAAGAGGAUUAUGUCCAUUGCCUCUUUUAUCGAGGAGUAAAUCGACUGGUUCAACAACAAGUGCUAAAAGGUCAUUGAUUUCAAAGGACGAAAAACAGAGUUCUAAUUUGAAGAAUUCAAAUUCGAAUUCAAACCAUCAAAAACCUCCAUUGAAGAAGAAUUAUGGUGGUUCAUCUUUUAAUUCUGGUUUAAUUCAAGUUAGCCCUGUUCUUAAUGUUCCAACUGGCAAGGUUUUCGGAUUUGGUUCUAUUUUCUCCACCGGCAAAGAUAAGACCAAGAAGAAAUAAUUCCAAAGUUUUUAUUUUAUAUUCUUUUAUUUUUUUUCCCUUUAAACUUUGUGAUUAAACGAUUUUCUAUGUGUUAUCGGUUUUACGGUAGAAUGGGCAAAGAAAUAGUUGGUAGUUUUUCCGGGUUUAAAAUUUAGAUUUGGUAGCAUGUGAUUAGGUGUAGAGAGGGAGGGUAAGGAUGUGAUGAAAUAAGAACAUCCCACAUGGAAUGGAGCACAAAAAGACAGGUAACUAAUUUUGUAAUCCAUUGCUGGAAAUCUUUCUUUACCCUUUUAUUUGCUGUAGUCUUUUGGAUAUUGCAAGGUUGCAACUACAUUGGACUAUUGGAGUAUAUACAAGUUUAGAGAGUGGUUUUUUUUUUA